CAAAAAGAGCUUAUGAACAGUUCAAAGAAAUCACAGUCUAUUAUCAUUUCAGCAAGACAACAACAUUUACACUAUGAGUGUACUGUAACUUAGCUAAAAUGUGCUUUCUUAUCGUUACUCUUAUACUUGAGACUCGCUCAUCUCAUUUAAAAUGCUGCGGAAUAUUAACGAGAGCACAGCUGAUAUUAUUAUCGCAGUUUAUUUUCAAGAACAGAGACACCGCGAAGUGUUUACGCUGUAAUUUCCAUUUAAUAUGUGUGGGCAAUCAUGGCUUCCAUUAAAUAUUUUUCACUAACUAAUUCAAUCUACUGGCUGGCAUUAUUCUAUUGUUUAAUAAAAGGAAGAUUGAGCUGCUCUACGCUGGUCAACGGUGAAACCAUUGAAAUCGAAUUCAAUGAUCAACAACAACGUAAGAUUACCCUGACGGGAAUGUGCAAUAAAAGCUGGGCCGGUGAGGAGUACUAUGCGUUUCGUGGUAUACCGUACGCCAAGCCGCCUGUGCAAGAGCUAAGGUUCAAGGAUCCCCAACCACUUGAUGAAUUACCCAGCUACAUCGAUGCGCGCUACGAUGGCCAUGAUUGUCCGUCUAUUUACGCCACCAAUGCCUCCGAGGAUUGCCUCACGCUCAAUAUUUACACACCAACCAAUAUUGAAGCCGCCAAGUUGCCAGUACUUUUGUUCAUACACCCUGGUGGUCUGUAUAUUGGUUCCUCGCUAAGUACCUUCAUCAGUCCCGCUUAUCUACUUGCCAAGCCCGUUGUGUUGGUAACAUUCAAUUAUCGUCUGGGUACGCUCGGUUUCCUGCAACUCGGCACACGUGACAUACCCGGCAAUGCAGGCUUCAAGGAUCAAGUGCAGGCUAUGCGUUGGGUACAGAAAUAUAUACAACACUUUGGUGGCAACCCCGAAGACGUCACGCUUAUGGGUUAUAGUGCUGGUGCCCUGAGCGUUCAGUUACACUUGGUCUCACCCAUGUCGCGUGGACUUUUCCACAAGGCCAUUAUAAUGAGCGGCUCGCUGCCACCGCAGGCAAUAUUGCCACAUCAUACACAAUUGGAAUUGCUGCGCAAACAAGCGCGUGUACUUAACUGCACGGAAGUAGCGGUUGAAGCGCAGUUAUUAAACUGUUUUCGAAAAUUUAACGGUAAUGAAAUCGCUGCAACGCUACGUGGCCUUUUCGCGUUCGGCAAGGAUAAUCCGAUUUACAUAUAUUUACCGGUUAUUGAAGCUGAUUUCGGUCAGGAGCGUUUUUUAACUGAAAAUCCAUUUGAAAGUCUGCAAAGUGGUGAGUUUGCCAAGGUGCCUAUACUGAUCGGUUUUACAAGCGGUGAAUUUUGUCAGUCAGCUGUGGAUAUUUUUCGAGAUUCGAAACUGGAACGCAGUUUUUAUGAAGAUUUUCAAACGCUGGCGCCAGAAAUAUUUAUGUACGCUGGCUAUAAUGGCAGUUUGAGUGAGAUUAGCGAAUCAUUGCGGCAGCACUAUUUGCCAAAUUUUGCGGGGCUGGAUCGUACGAAUUUGGCGCAUUUGUGCGACCUCUUCUCGGAUGCGAUUAUUCGCUUUGGCGCACAACGUUUAACCGAGUUAGCUGCGCCACACACCAAAAUCUUUCCCUACAGCUUUGAAUUUAGUAGCGAGUUUAGCAAUCUGGACUAUCCUCUUCGGCCAGCGCGUGUCGAACACAUGGAUGAUUUAAUGUAUUUAUUCGAAAUGAAUGCCAGCAACUUUAAGCGAAACGAUUCCAGCACUGCAUCCAUGAUUCGACAGUACACAAAAUUCAUAUAUGAAUUUGUAAUAGCUGGCUCAUCGCUUUUUGGCAAGCUCCCCACUUAUCCCACAGGGUACACAAAAAUAGGCCGUUCACUGGAAUUUCAACCGGGCUACAAUUUCGCCAAGGAUAUCUACGAAAAGUGGAAACGCUUGUUUCAUUUAGAUAAUAACAAUAAAUGAAAUUGUGAAAACUUAACUUGAAGCAUGCUUUCAUAUUAACUUUAUUCUAUAUUAUUAUGUGCGCCAUUUUGAAUUUUUUUUUAUUUUUAUUCUGACUCAUCAUCAUUUGAAGCGAGCAAUGCGCCCGCAUAAUUCAAUUACGUCGCUGUGGCUCAGUCAACUGUCAAUGAUAUGAACUCUGACGCCAGAGGAGCAGAUUAAACCAAUACAUAUGUAAGUGUUUUCGCAUAUACCUAACGGCUAUUUAAAGCUGCCCCGUGCUUGCACAUGUAUAUGUGUCUAUAUGCAAAGUGUCUGCGCGCACUUCAUUUAAUUUUGAGUUGCUUAAUUGAAUUGAGCACCGAAGGUGAUUAAUUAAGCAAAACGAUUGGGGAUUUCAAGGGCUUUAAGCGUUGAGUUGUGAAAUUGGCGUUUGAAAUGUAUGGCAAUAAAAUUUGUU
Messenger RNA from Bactrocera dorsalis (oriental fruit fly), 2386 nucleotides. Its product is annotated as juvenile hormone esterase. The record is from RefSeq and is a predicted model, not a curated record. Lineage: Eukaryota; Metazoa; Arthropoda; Insecta; Diptera; Tephritidae. The transcript has 5 exons. The coding region runs from base 268 to 1947 and encodes 559 amino acids.